AUGCCUUCCGGUAUAGGAGGAUCAUAUAGAUCGCUAGGAGAGGAUGUGUACAGGAGCACGACUGUUUCAAAAGAAAAAUUUAGCGUUGUGGAAUCCGUCAAAAAAGCAUUUAAUUUAAUCGGAAACAAUCGUACAAAUCAGGGUUCUUUUAUUGUGACCGAGGAAGAUGGCGGAAAUGACAAAAAGUCGGUCGCUUUGCUCAGAAAACUUUUCGGGGGUCUAACAUUAAAAAUAUUUUGUAUUGUAAAAAACAUGGUGACUGGGGUUGCUUAUACUAACUAA
Pediculus humanus corporis (human body louse) is the source of this 282-nucleotide messenger RNA. RefSeq lists its product as uncharacterized. Bases 1 to 282 code for a protein of 93 amino acids. The transcript is spliced from 2 exons. NCBI's taxonomy places the organism in Eukaryota, Metazoa, Arthropoda, Insecta, Psocodea, Pediculidae. The record is from RefSeq and is a predicted model, not a curated record.